Messenger RNA from Rhipicephalus microplus (southern cattle tick), 7098 nucleotides. RefSeq lists its product as uncharacterized. Lineage: Eukaryota; Metazoa; Arthropoda; Arachnida; Ixodida; Ixodidae. Gene Ontology annotation, molecular function: zinc ion binding. The record is from RefSeq and is a predicted model, not a curated record.
AUGUCGACGACGAUCAUGGGUCGUCAGGCGACAAUCACCGGCACCAGCGCGCCACCGGCCAGCAAAGUUCUGGUGUGUCGUCAGUGGUGGAAAGUGUGCUGGGUGUACGGCGACCAGUACAAGCAGUACCGGGAAUUGUACGGCCGCAAGAGGACUACCACGGUGCAUGUGCAGCAGGCGACGAAAGUAUGUCGCAACUGCAAGUGUCCCCGCGAGGACCACCAGGACGGCCCAAUGGCCGCCAACCAGGCGGAGGUGGACCGACUGCUGCAGAAGGCGACGUCGCCCGCCUACUCCACGUCGCCGCCACCGUCGACGCAGCAGGCGCACCACCACCCGCAAGGUUCUCCGGCUUCAGCCCCCAACCCCGGAACCACCGAGGCCGUCCAGCGGCAGUCGCACUCGGAUGACGACAGCGGCUGCGCCCUGGAGGAGUACACCUGGGUGCCUCCGGGACUCAAGCCCGAACAGGUGCACCUGUACUUCUCGUCCCUGCCGGAGGACAAGGUCCCGUACGUGAACAGCGUGGGCGAGAAGUACCGCAUCCGUCAGCUGCUGCACCAGUUGCCGCCGCACGACUCGGAGGUGCGCUACUGCAACGGCCUCUGCGAGGAAGAACGCCGCGAACUGCGCCUCUUCUCGAGCCAGCGCAAGCGCGAGGCCCUCGGCAGGGGAUCCGUCCGGCAGCUACCCGUCAACGCGGCCAGCCUGCCGCCCAUCGUGUGCCAGAACUGCGAGGAGCCCUUGUCGGCGGGUGACAUGUGCGUGCUGGCGUCCCGCGCGGGCCCCGACUGCGGCUGGCACCCGGGCUGCUUCACGUGCCACACCUGCGGUGAGCUGCUCGUCGACCUCAUCUACUUCUACCGGGAGGGAAAGCUCUACUGCGGCCGACACCACGCCGAGAGUCUGAAGCCGCGCUGCACCGCCUGCGAUGAGAUAAUUUUUGCGGACGAGUGCACGGAGGCGGAAGGCCAGGCGUGGCACAUGCGCCACUUCUGCUGCUUCGAGUGUGACCGUCAGCUGGGCGGCCAGCGUUACAUCAUGCGCGACGGUAGACCUUACUGUCUGCGCUGCUUCGACGCCAUGUUCGCUGAGUUCUGCGACACGUGCGGCGAGCCCGUGGGUGUCGACCAGGGCCAGAUGUCACACGAGGGACAGCACUGGCACGCCACCGAGGCCUGCUUCCGCUGCGCCACCUGCCGCCAGUCGCUCCUGGGCCGGCCGUUCUUGCCCCGCAAAGGGCUCAUCUACUGCUCCCUCCAGUGCAGCAAGGGCGAUUCCAAGUCGUCUUCUCAGAGGGCCAACAACUCGCCGUGCUCACCGUCCUCGAGCAAGGACCUAGUACAAACGAGCGCCCCGACCACGACUGCUUCGAAUUCUCCGAGCCGACAUAGCACGAUCCGGCAGAGCCCACUGCUCCUGAGGAAGCAGCCGCCACCACUUGAGCUCGACGAUCUGGUGGAGGAGUGUCCGCCGCCGCCUCCUCUCCCGACCUCGGGUCCGCCUCGCGAAGACGAAGGGGACCUCUCCUACGUCACCGACCCGACGAGCUUCCAGAGGUACUCCGACUCGGCCUCCUCUCAAGGACACUCGGACACCACGGCAACAGUUCGCUCCGACUCGCCGCAUUCCGCGACCCGUUCCGGCACGCCCGAAUCUCAGGGCUCUCACCACAGUUCCCAGCCGCAAACACCGCCCAAGCCACGACCGUGUUCACCAGCAGAAAGCCUGAAAGGUAUCAGCGGUUUGCCUACCAUCCCACCAUCGGCGGGCAUACUGAAGAAGUCGGCAAGCUUGGUGUCCGAGUCGCCUCUAGGACGCAUGAAACACUUCCCGGCGUCGCCGUCCCUUACGGCGGCACGAAACCCCGGCUUCCCUUCGCCAAACUCUCCCGGGAACGUCAGGAGGCUCUUGUCUCCGGUGGCGUCCCCCGCACUUCAGACAUCAGGCCACCGCUCACCGGGCCCGCCAUACAGUCUUGGAGUGCCGGCGACGCCUCCCAAGCCACUGCUAUCACCCAAUGUUGGCAGAAACCUCUCCACAGCGUCCUCGUCGCGAGGAAGUGUUUCCGCUUCGUCAUCUAUCUACGGCGCACGCCAGAAGACUGUGCUCUCUCAUUCCAUGUCACAAUCUCCAGACAGCCCUAGGAUGAGGCAGCGAUUUCAGGGGACAAGUCCAUCACUCGCAGGUUCCCACGGGGCAGGUAUUUCCGCGAGCCAGUGUGCACGGUUCCCGCCUGGAAUCACACCCAUGUCGCCGAUGCCAUCCCCGACGCAGAUGGUUCGUGGCAUUCUCGGUCAAGGUGAAAGCCCGCGGUGCCAGCCGCAGCAGGCCCUGCCUGAGCGGCAAGUUGCGUGUCGCCCUCAGGGCACUGCAGCCGCCACAUCGUCUUCUCCCGGUGACGCUCUGCUCACGCCUACUUGCGGUCGUCGACGCGAACCACUCAACGUGUCCGACCUCAGGCUCGGGGCCCUGCUGGCCAGUUCCGAGGUCUUCGUGGAAGUGGUCGAGGAGAUCCAAAACGGACCGUUCAGCAAAACCAGCAGCCACCACCACCACCGCCUUUCGGGUUCCCACUUCUCUAUGCCGGACCUUUCCGUAGGCCACGCAGCGUACAGUAGCAGUCAGCAUCACAUCGAGCAACAGCAGCAGUCUUCCUCCUAUGGUGCGCGGGACGAAGAUGAUGGCAGCACGUACUACUCUCCAGAAUCUCCGGGCGCAACUGCAGGCAGCGCACCUUCGUCACAUCCGACGACGCCAAAGAUGCUGUCAGUACACUUUGACCCUAGCCUAGGUCAGGCAGAGAGCGACACCGACGCCGCUUGUAGCAGUGGCCGCCGUGGAAGCUCGCGUUCGUCGAGGCGAUCCCGGCGACACCGGCGCGACGACUCGAGCUCCAGCGAGGGUGGGUACGAGGAUGAGCAAGACGCGGCAUCGACGUCGUCGAGAAUCACGGUUCACUCGCAGCCCAAGUCGCAAAGGUCGAGGCGAAGCAAGGAUGCAGCAGCAGCCAGGGCGCGCAGUGCGUCAGAGGGAGCGGUGUCGUCCCGGAGGGAUCGACCGCAGUGUAGCCGGAGGGCUCCCGCUGAGCUGCCACUGGAAUAUGACGACGUCUGUAGCACAUGCUCCAGCUCGAGUUCGGAUGACUUCCCCUAUGAACUGCCCCAGAGGAGAGCCUACGGUGGCGUGCGCAUAUCGUAUGUAAGCAGUGAUGCCCUCGCGGUGGCCAAGCAGCGCACCAGGACUCGCUCAGCUGAGAAGAAAAAUGCUGCCGACAAGAAUUGCAUUAUUUCAUGAGGCACGAGUGUGUGUAUGUGUGUGUGUGUGCAUGCAUGGGUCCGAGUGUCAUGUAUGUGUCUGUAUUUCUUGCUUUCGUUCAUUCAGUGGUACGAGUCUAUCACAGCCAGUGCAAAGCCAAGCUUAUUAAGCAAUUUUCUGUUGAUGCUAUGGAGAUACGCAAGGAUAGAGCAUGGUACUGCUUUACACACAGAAACAUUUUCUUUGCAAUAAUUGGACAUCUUAAAAUGGCAUUCAGGGCUUUUUAGUUCUCAUUGCUUUACCACUGCAUUGUCCUCAGCUUUUAAUUAUUUUCUAGCAUGUCCUUCAAAUAGGGCUGCAGUGGUCACCAGUGCAACCUCUACUUUUAGUUAGCUAUCGCCGAGAAUCAGUUAUGGCCUCCUGAUGACUUGGUGGGUUUAUUCAUAAUGGAAUAAAUAAAGAACUUGCUCAUUUUUUCAUUGUAAAGUGCUACUUCAACACCGAAUGUAUUGGCUUUGUGUUGGUCCUGUGGUAGCCUCGUGUGAGCAUUUGUCUUCAUUGCAGCAUUAAAGACGCGAACAACACACCAUGAAAUUCAAGAGCAAAGUGCGGGUAUUCAGCCUACGUCAUGUGUCAGCCUUUGGUUACGUUCUCGUGUCAUGUGUUUUGCAGAUGAAGAUUAUGUGAAUUGCUUGUGUCCCACAUGUCUACACGUGCAGGGUACUUGUACUGAAGAUUCCUGCCGAGUUUUACUGCUCCUGCGUGCGUGUGUGUGUGUGUUAGGUCAUUGUAAGUAAUCACACCUCUGAACAAAGUGCUGCAUUGAGCGCGAAAUAUGCACACCUGUACAGACAAAGAGUUUAAGAGUGCCGCUAAAUGUUUUCACGCUUACUUCUGAGGUGAAGAACAUAACUUCUUAUUACAAAGCAACAGACGACACAGAUUUAGCAUUUGUAAAAUAUCCCCACAGAACGUAAGAGUGUUGCCUGUUGUGGUGAGCUGCGCAUGUGAUCACCAAGUCCCAGUUUUUCCAUGGGAAAAGCACACAGGCCAAUAAUAUGUGCUGCACAAGGACAAAAGACAUGUAGAGAUGCAUGCAUAUAGUCUUUCACCUUUGAACUAUACGGAUGCUACAAGGUUAAAGUUGAAGCUAGCUGUCCGAGACCUACUGGAAAAAUUUAAGAUUAACAAUAAUUGAAAUAGGCCUUGCAUUACCCUCCUGCAGCAUAUUAGAGUUUAAGUCAAGGCCGUGGGCGAGACUAUUCUUUUUUCAUUUAUGGUUUUACGCUGAAGGUGAAAGUUCACUUUGGUAAAUCUGUUCGAACAGGGCACUAGAGAACAAUUGUAGGUCGAUUCAAAAGGAAACAAGACUUAAAUGUGUAGCAUGGUUGCACACAAUAGUCAAGUAUUAUAGGCACAUCAUCUGCUGCACUUGCCACGAGGGACCACAUUUGCGAUGGCAAAUGUUAUGGGUAGCAAGGCUUAACAGCUUUCAUUUGAGGCAUAGGAGAGCCCAGUUAAAACGUGAACAGCUGUAACAUUACACUGCUUUGAGAAAGUACAGCUUUACACAAACCUUGGCAUUUAUGAUAGGUAUAGACAAACGUGACCAACACAUUGAGGUGACGAGAUGCAGCUUAAGUGCCCAUCAUGAGCUGCGUCGUAGAUACGCCCACACUGCCUUAUGUAAUACUUUCCGAGUGUCGCUGAACAAAUCGCAUUCACUUCCCGCUUUCUUAGACAUUGCUAGGUGUUUCAGUGAAUUGUCUAACCACAUGCCUUAUGCGUCCCAUUGCCAGCCUACAAUGUUUGAGAGCUAGACAAUAAUAGCUUUCUCAUUCUAUAUAGAGCCUAUGAGAAGCUAGGUAUGGCACUACUGAGAAAAGCGCAUCUUCUGAGAAUGUUCAUAGGCUGCUCCUCUAAGGGACAAGGCUAGAUAAAGGAAAGUCGGGAAGUUUGCAGUCACAGGUCAUACACUAAGCAAUAGUUCAAAGUGUCACACUUAUUCGAAAGUGCUAGGAACCCGGUAGGUAUAAUAUAUAAUCUCUUUUUGUUCUAUACGGUUCUUGUUUUCUCAUCAUCGACCAUUCAUAGUCGGCCAAUUUUGGCGAUAAAGAGAAUGGACUGUGGCUCAGACCAUUGAUAAAAUGCGAAACGGAAUAGUUGAAAAAGCAUUUUUACAUCCAUUUUACAUCCUGAUCACUAACACAGCAACAAAAGCAAAAAAACACAGCUACCGAGGCAUUGCAUAGAAGUUUUCUGCCUCAACAUUUGACAGUUGCCAAGGUUAAACUUUGGCAGUAAAACCUUGGCUCACCUUCCUUUGAUAAGGAAGGUGCUGUACCAGGGUUUUGAGGAUACACAUAAGAUGACCACACCCUACGUACUGGAUGAUGUGCUUAUAGCACACAACAUCUGCGUAAAAGGUGAAAGUGGUAGCAAGAAGGCCUCGAAGCAUGACACCAAACAGUCAUGUUCUUCGUAAUGGAACAUCACAAACAUUGAUGAUUGAAAACUGGAUUAAGAGAAGAAACCUGUGGUGCCAAAAAAAAAUGCCAGCGACUGUUCUUGGUAACCACCGCUCCAAGAGCAUUGUUACAAGCUCAGUUGCUACAGGGAACUAUACCUGUUGCACAGGUCUCAUUAAAUGGAGUUUCAUUGCCUCUGCCUGAAAGAUGAAAGAAUAAGAAAACCAUUUCACAAUUUGACGCGUCGUGUAAGGUUGCUUUAUGUGAGUACUACGUCUGUUGCAACAUUAAAUGAGUACCUGACUUGAGACAUUACCUUUUAGUGUUCAUUGUCUCCCAAUGAAUUAAUGUUUGCAUUUUCAUAGCACUCAGAUUAAUGGAUUACUUGAAUAGAAUGCAAUUAUGUAGAUACGGGAGACACCAAACGACGUGUCGGGAUAUAUAUUCGGAGACAGAGUUAUUGAUUAGUAUACUCAUUCAAGUAAAGUUUGCCUCGCAAUAAUUGAAACUCCCAAGGAAUUCAGACUUGCUUGGCUAACGACAAAAUUGUGCACACGUACUAACAUACACGGACCAUGAUACUUAUGGCACAAGUAGGUAAUUCUCAAUUGCUGGGUUUUCUCCAUAUGCAUAACAUCGCAGCUGCACACACUGCUGAGUUAUUGGCAUCUGGAUUCACAGAAUGUUAUGACCUGCACAAAAGCUUGAAUAUCAAGCUUAAGUGAAUGUUUACCUGAAGAUCUAUUAGCCAAAUUUCUUGUCUUAGAGCAAGCUAUAGCAUAGCACAUCAGAAGCCAGAUGCUUGAAAAGUACUCAAAUCAACCAAAACAUUAAAGUACUCAUGUUCCAAUUAUUGCGAGUCACCCAUACACUACCCUUUGUCUGCGAAGCCUGGUUCUAGAGCAAUUUUCCUACUUUGCUCCCCUCCCCCUCUCCUUCUUAAAAAACAUUAUUUUGUUCUUCAAGAAUGAAAUGUCUAAAAGGACAAUGUUCAUUAUGGAGUGAAUCAUCAGCUUUCUGUGUCUUACUAACUGUAAGUGGCGUGUCGACACAUCUGAGAUCAGGGAGCUUGUAUGUAUACCCAGUUUUUAGUAUGGUGCGCAGGAGGAGCGACUGCCUACCAGCGACACUACGACAUCAUUGCCAAAGCAAGUGCAUUUUUUUGUGUUUUGUAUAGUGUACAUGAUGAAACCAACGUUGUGGGGAACACGGACUCUCCAUCAUUUAAUUAUUUUUAUUUCUACAGAUCUGUUUUCUUGUGCAUUUUCUGCAAGGGCGGCAACUGGACUGGACAAAGAGGCGUGCAAGCGUGUCACAAUUGAACCAUAGAUUAUAUGGUUUUAUACAAAGUAAUAAAUCAAAUCACUUCUUA